CAGAUGAACAUAUUUGGGAAAAGUAAGGAAUGUAAAAGGAGCAAAACAGUUGUGAAAAAACACAAACGGUAAAAGUCAAGAUAUUAUAGUCCUAUUCCUUAUGUGGGAGAAGAAAGAAAAAUGAAACUAAUAGAAAACUCCAUCCCAGAAAUACCUGAGAGGAGGAAGGAGGCUGACGUGCAAAGAAAAGGAGGGAAACAUAAGAGAAGGUUUUAACACAAGUAACAGCGCUACUUCUGACGCAUUUGAGUCCUCUGCUCCUUCAGAAGAAAGGCGGCCCUUCCCUUAACCAAUCAGACGAGUCCUUGCGGUCACCUGACAGCGGACACGCGUUCUCAUGGGGGGGGGGGCUCUGCCGCCUUCUGGCCUCCGGCGCGGUGCUCGCCUCAGAUGUGGAAAGACCGAGAAGGCGCGUCCCGACCUGGGGAGCGUGCAGAUUCUGACAGGACUGUCGCCGGCGUUGGAGGUGUUGCCGCAGUCGUGGAUAUGUGGAUACGCAUUUCCCUCAUGUUAAAGCACUUUGUCCUACGGCAAUAGCAGCUUGCACGUGGAUGCCGCCUUUCAGCAGACCCUCUGGAGCCUGGCCCCCAUCAGCUCAGGAAGUGAAGCAGCCCAAGGGUAUCUCAUCGGCAGUGACGUCCUCAGGUUGCUUCAUGGACACAUGGACGAGUGCCUCACUGUCCCCUCAGGAGAACAUGGCGAAGAGCAGCGGAGAAGUGUUCACUACGAAGUUGGUGCUGUAUCUGUUCACGCACGUUCCCUGUGGAGGCUGGAGACACUGAGGGUUGCGAACUUGUGUCCCUGAGGCCUGGUAAAGCUGCAGAGCUGGUUGCUACUCACUUUUCUAAACAGAUUGAAACAGUCCUUAAAAAACUUCAGAGAAGAUGUCGUUGUAAAUCAAGAAUUGCUGCAAACGUCUCCGUGUGUCGCAGAGCAGUUCACUGAGCUGUUGUGUCCGUUCAGCCCCAACCGGGUUAUAGAGAUGCUGCCAGGCCUGGAGUGCUGCCACCUGGAAGAAAGCAUUCAGAUUACUCAGAAGUAUCAGCUUCAAGAAGUCACUGCCUAACUAUUUGAAAAGAAAGGAGAUAUUCAUGGUGCCUUUUUCAAUGCUAGAGAUAUUGGUGGAUGAGAGAGAUGAAGUGUUCCUUUCACCUCCUAGAGACUGCAAAGCAAGCUUCCAGAGAGAACACAUCAAGAUGAACAUUACUACAAGAUACUGAAUAUAGCUCCCUGUGCUCUACAGAAGAAUCUUGAUUACCCGGAAGUAUCAUUUUCUUGAAGUCACUGCCUUUCUAUUAGAAAAGAAAGGAGAUGUUCAUGGUGCCUUCUUAACCAGGAGGCCACCCAUGCCCAGCUCCUGCUGUGCCUAGAAGACCUGUCAGGAAGGACGCCAGGAGGGGACUGCAGAACAGUGACCGACCUUGGGUCACUGCUGGGCCCAGGCAACAAGAAGCAACGAGUCCCUGUGGGCAGGAGGCCAGCAUGUGCACGGACAGCAGAGCAGAGGAGAGAGAGGGCUAGACGAGGAGAGGCAGGCCCAGGAGAGGGCAGGCCCAGGAGAGAGGGCAGGCCAUGUGAGGGGAGGCCAGGGAGAUAGUGGGCAGGACCAGGAGAGGGAAGGACCAGAAGAGGGCAGGCCCAGGGGUGGGCAAACCCGAGGGCAGACCCAGGUGAGGGCAGGCCCAGGUGAGGGCAGGUACAGGAGAGGGCAGGACAGGUGAGGGCCGGCCCAGGAGAAGUCCUAUUAGACUUCCAAGAGAUGACGUUGAGAGGCAAUGGGUAUUUGAGUCUGGAAUACAGGAGGGAGGUCUAGAUUGGAAAUAGCAGUUUGGAAGUUGUCAACUUCUAGAGAAUACAUAAAGCCCUAAGGCUGAUGGGGGCAGCAGCAGAAAGUAUUAGAGGCCAGAAGACAGCCUCAGUGGUGCUGUGUGCCAGCAUUCAGGGGCUGGGACUGAGAAGACCGGCCAGGGCUGUGGGAGGAAACCAGAGCAGCCUGAGGCCUGGGAAGCCCCGUGAGGAAAGGGCUUGAGGAAGUCGGGGAGAGCAGCGGUGGGAAGUGUGGCUGCCGGGCCGUGCAAGGAGAGGACAGAGUUCCCCGUGGAGUCAGCACCUGGUGGGUGGUGGGUGACCCUGUCAUGAGCAGUUGCAGUCAGUGGACAUGCUUGCUUGGAUGGAAAAUGAGAGGAAUCAGAGGAAGCGAAUGGGAACAGCUCCUUUGCAGGGGCAGGAGGCGUGUGUGCCGGAGAGCAGAGAGAUGGGGCCACAGCUGGAGGGUGAACGCAUCUUUUUUUUUAAGAUGAGGGAAAUAACAGUGUAUGCUAAUAGAAAAGAUAGGUUAAAAGGGUAAAUUAGUAACACCACAUUCACUUAGGUCAGGGGAGUUGCAGGUGAGGGCAGGUAUGGGCACAGAAAUGCCGAGAGAGUCAGCUUCAAAACACUUGCCAGGUCCAGUCCACUCAAGACCAGCUCCCAGGAGGGUCAGCCACUUAGGAACUCUACCGCCCCCUGCAGUUUUGAUCCUGGCAGGGCCAGAAACCAUAAUUAGCCAGCUGAGGGAGGAAGGAUGGAGUUAGGCAGGAAGAAGAGGCCUGCCCUGCCUUCCACUCCUCCUGCCAGUGGUCAGCCAGCAGCAUGGCCUUGCUGAGUAACUGAUGUGGUGUUUUCAUAGUUAUGUGGUUAAAAAGUUCUCAAAUGUUAUACCAAGCUCCCAAAUAAGCCUUGGAUUGAUUCAAGAUUUAAUUGGUGGAAAUAAAGCAAAAAAUAAAAUAAAGAGAAGAAAGCGUGUAAACAUAAGGCUGAGCCACAGAGCAGGGUCAGCAGGCGUGCGGAAACAUGUUUUCAUUUCAUCGAGAGCGUGUGUUGGUUUCUCAAGUUUGUACUUAAUGAUACAUAUUGCCACAAUCUCUGAAACCAUGAAAACAGCUUUCUGCUGUUUGCAUCUGCUAAGUUCCCUGGAGACUGGCUGGGGCCCAGAGGGAUGGGGAAAGGAAUAAACUGAGGGAUAAGGAGAUAGAGAUUUUUGGUGGGGAGCUCUCUGGGGGACUAGGCCUUCAGCAUCCUUUGGUUCCACCCCACUCUAACCACAGUUGCAUACAAACAUGACUUUCUCAGGGGCAAGCCUCACUUUUGGAAAUGUCCCAAAACACUCCGCCACCUAGCACCAACAUUUGAAAGGAAUCCAAAAUGGCCCACAAGCAAUUGGAGAGAUUUGAAAUGCAUUAGGCUCCCACGUGCGCACCGGGCCUCUGGGCCUCUGUGCGCACUCACAGGGACGCUGGCUCUGGAGGGACAGUUGAGGGACAGUUGAGGGUCAGUGCUGUUGCUAGGCUACGACUGUUCCGGACGAAACAUUCCGAGCCGCUGAGCUUCGCAGCCAAGGUGUGGAAGCGAGACCUCUGUGGCUCUUCUGUAGCGCCAGCGCUGAGAUCGGGAGGCGGCAAGAGGCCAGGAGGGAAGUGAGCGGUGUCGGAAGGCGAUAAGCCAAAUGAAGAAGAGACUCGCUAAGUUUGUGAGCUGGGUGGGCUUCAGCGCCCGUCAGAGAGAGCGCAGGGAUCAUGAGCACCCCGUGCCUAGGUAUCCCAUCCGUAAGCACGAACUAAAGAAGUUCCACAAAGCCGCAUAUCUUGGCGAUCUGGACACAGUGGAGGUGUUGCUGUUACGUAAGAAGAAUUUCGUGCACAGCAGAGACAGGAACAACAGGACUGCCCUACACUUAGCCUGCACCAGCGGCCAGUCACCAGUGGUGACUCUCCUUAUAGGGUGGCGUUGUGAUCUGAAUGCUCGUGACAAGGAAGGCAAGACAGCUCUCAUCAAGGCUGUACAAUGCCGGAAAGAAGCGUGUGUCAGUAUCCUGCUGGAACAGGGUGCUGACACAAAUCUUGCGGACGACUUUCAAAACACUGCUCUGCAUUACGCCGUCUUGGCUGGAAAUACAUCAGUUGCAGCAGAGCUGCUCCGCUAUGAUGCAAAUAUCGAGGCGAUAAACGAGUAUAACAUGACACCAUUUUUACUCGCCGUCAGGAAAAACAAAGAAGAAAUGGUCAAAUUUUUGAUGGAGAACGGGGCAAAUGUACAUGCAGUUGACAAGCUGCAAAGAUCAGCACUCAUACUUGCUGUGUAUCAUGACUCACCGGACAUAGUCAAGCUGCUUCUUGAGAAACGUGUUAAUGCCGAUUCGCUAGAUUCACACGGACGGACUGCUGAAGAAUAUGCUUAUUGUAAUGGUUUUGAACACCUUUACCAACUGAUUGUCGACUACAGAGCCGGAAAGAUACCGAAUACUUCCCCUCAAAAUAGCGACCUAGGACAGAGUUCUGCUAAGGAGAGUUUACCUUCUUCUCAUCCUGGGGCAGAAAAUAUCCAAGAAAAGUUGCAAUUGUCCAGCAAGGACAACGAAGAAGAAGUGUUUGUCGAGUUGGGAACCAGCAAUGGCAGCUGCAUGGAUUCAGUGAAGAAUGUUGAGCAGAAGAAGAUUUCAGUGACUAAGGUUGCACCGAGGUUUGAAGACAUCUCUGUAAGCAGUAUUUCACCCAAACAUGAUAUUGAUGAUUCACGGCCUCCAUCAGAUGGUAACUUAGAUCUUGCUCCCAAGAAAGUCCGGCAUCCAAGAUUCGCAAAGCUAAUUCAGGCCUGGGAAGAACCCAUGAUAAACACAGAGGCAAAAGAUGGUGUUUUGAAACCAGGAACUAGCACCUUCUUUGAGGACAAUAAUUCUAAUAAUGAAAAUGAAGAUGCGGUUAGAACCUUUUCCCAACCAUCAAGUGAAGUUUCAGGCUUUUCUCAUCCUGCCUUCCCAGCACCGGCACCUCUCACAUCUUCAGCAGUCCUUGGUGUUACAGAGGAAGAAACAACAAAGCCGAAAACUGGGGGAAAAGAGAAUGGCACUCGGACUAUCAACAGUGUUGUAAAGGAGCAAGCAGAUCAUAGCAAAUUGAUUUCUGUUGAUGGAGUACACAAAAGUGACAGAGGUGGCGCAACUUCAGCUUUAGGAUUAGAAGAAAAGGAAGAUGUCAAAUCACCCUUGGAUUCUGAGAGUAUCUCCGAGAUUCAACUUCUGAACUGUGUUGAUAAUUUAUCUGGAGCUGCAGGUCGAGGAGAAAAAAAUACAUUAAAUGGACAAAUAGAAAAUUCUACUGAAAAAUAUCCUCACUUGAAGCCUGCAGUUGGAGUGAAAGAUUCUUUUCCUAAUAAAACAGGAGAAAUGAAGAAUUUACAAACAUUCAAAUCAGGUUCUUCAGACUGGGAUUCUACUAGUCUGAGCCUCAAUAAUAAGGCUGGUCAAAGAGCCGAGCAUUUGAAAGUUGACAAAUGUCCGUUGGUAUCACAAUCAGUGACCACAAACCAGUCAGCACCCACAGAACUGAGGCAGACGGCCCUGGUAGAUAAAGACCGGGUGAAUAUUGGAGCCGUGUCUCUGUCAGAAAAUGCAGCGCUCCGUGGCCUGUGUGAGUCACAGCUGCCAGAGAAGAGAAGCAGCAAAGAAGCAGACCCAGACUUCCAAAGGGCAUCUGAGGAAGAGCAAGAAAGACUUGAUGGGAGUGAAAAUAACCUCUCACAGGAUAAAUGUGCUUCACAAGCACGUACUGUGAAAGAAAAGAAAUCUGAAGAUCAAAUCAACCAGAUUAAUCUUUCACUUGUGCAUCUGCAAAAAACGCCUAGAGAACCAGAAGUGAAUAAGGAAAAUGACAGAAAGGAUGUACCUGUAUCUUCAAAACAUUCUUGUGUGGAGAAGCAUGAGGACAUGUGGGUCAAACAAGGCAAAUUCGACUGGAAACAUAAUUCAGAAUUUAUCACAAAGAAGUCAAACCAGAAAAUGAGUAAAAUCCAUGAAAAAGGCAAAAUUACUUUUCAUCAUAAGGUAGUGCUGCUACCUGACAACUCUGAACUACAUGGUGACUUAAAGGAACUACCUUCCAACGUGACAGAUAAUACAUUUGAUUUUGAGGAAAAGGAUGCACCUGGAGCCUCUGUCUCUAUAGGAUUCCAGGCAGUCUCUGAACACAAAGAGCCCAGUCUUGAAAAUGUAUUUCCAUGUUAUUCCAAGUCUGAGUCAAGAAAGUAUGGUUGCCAGUCAUCUUCAAAACUUUAUUUAAAUGAAAAUAAGUUGGAUGAAAAUGAUAAGCCAUACAUUGAACACGUUUUUAACAAAACUGAGGAGAGUUUUCGUAAUGACAGAGAAAAUGAAGUAAGGAACCGAGUUCCAUUUACAGUGAAUGAAGACCAAGAAUUUGCUACAAAAAGAAAACCAAAAAGGAGCCAAAAUACUCACUGGAAAUCAGACAUUGGACGUGCACCUCAGGUUGAAGUAGAAGAGAACAGGAGCAAAAGUGGUGAACUGAAAGGAUCAGAAACCAUAUGUGAUGGCAGCUAUCAUGAAGGAUUAACUCAGCAGAGGAAGAGGGGAAAAACUGAUGACCAGCGGUUUCCUGCUCUGCAGAAAGGAGAUUCUGAUAGUAGCUGUCCUGGCUUGCACAUGAAGGGAGUAAAGAAUAAAAGUGGAAAACGGACAUUAAAAGCAUCUGUGACUUCACGUGUAUUUGCGAAGACUGCCUCGCUGGCUGGUGGUCUCCUACACAGGAAUGACAACAGCAGUUUAAGUGAAGGAGAUCAAGGUUGUGGCAGGUCUUCAAAGAAAAUGUCUACUAAAAAGGACAAGGUCACAGAGCAGGUGAAUUCUGUGGAUGACCUCGAUGACUUAACUCUGGCACCGGAAACAGCUUCUGAGGAUCACAAGUCGCUUUCCCCUAAUUGUAAGAGUACCCUGAGGCUAAUCGAACAACUUGGCCCGGAGAGUAAAGAUUCUGAUAGGUUAUUGAAAAUUCAGGAUCCAGUUCAUUCAUUCAGAUCAAUAGAACUGAAAGAAUCUGACUGUGCACUACUUACAGGAAAAAUUAAAGAAAUGGAAAAUAAGGUGAACUGGCUACAAGCAGAGCUGUUGAAAACAAGAGAAGCAAAAUCACAGUUAAAACUUCAAAAUGUGGAGUGGGAACGACAGCUCUGCAGCAUGAGAUUAACAUUAGAACAAGAAACAAAGAAGAAGAAAAAUGCUUAUAUAUUAUAUGAAAACACUAAGGAUGACUUAAAAAGAAAAGAGAAAGAAUGCAAUGAGCAAGUUUCCGCGAACCAAGAACUUGAAAGCACUGCCCGGGCACUAGAAUGCAAACGGAAGAGCAUAAGGAAUAAACCAAACCAGGUUUUAGAAGAGCAAAAUGAUGCUCAGAGACAACUUUCUCGAGAGCAGAAUGCCAGAGUAAUACAAGAUGAAAUCCUGGCCCAUCAUCUUUCCCAACAAAAGGAGGCAGAAAAGACUAACAAGAAAAUGAAUGCUGAGGACACAAAGGAUUUUGAGCUGUCUGACCCAGAAGAUAACAGCGAGGUGCUUCCUCAGCAACUUCCUGAAGCUGAACGUCAAUUCCGUGGCCAAGAAAUUGAGCUCCAUCCCAGGAGAGAUGCUCUUAGACCAACGACGUUGGUAUUUGAAUGUGUGCAUAGAGACCGAGGCCAAGCCCAGCGUUCAAACAAGGAAACUGAAUCCUUGUCUCAGAGCAAACAAGGGGAAGUCAACAGAUACGUUGGAAAGCAGGCAUUCUUGGAGGAGAGAGUAUGUGAACUAGAAAGCGAAAACGUGUUGCUUCGACAGCAACUGGAAGCUGCUCAAAGUGAGGCCAAAAGUAAAAAGACAAUACUUAAUAUCCCAGCGCCGUUUCUGGAUCACCUGGGAAAACUUGAAGCCAUGAGCAGACGAGUUCUGAUGCUGGAGGAAGGAAACAAGGAGUUAAUCGAUGAAUCCAGAUGUUUAAAGGACAGACUGUAUCAGUAUGUAACGGACAGAGCAGAAAUGGAAGCCUGUAUGAGACAGCUUCAGCAAGAGCUGACUGACACCCGAAAGAAAGUGUCCAUGUUGGAAGCUUCCCUGGAGGUGACAGCACAUUAUCACACUAACUCAGAAAAUGAGAAGCAGGAGUCAGAGAGGAAGUCACAUCAAGCUGCGAACCCAAAUGCUGAUCUUCCAGCAAAAGUGGAAUCUACAUCUUCAGUACUUCUCCAUCUGAGUGCAGAAACUCAACGUUUUCUAAAGGAGUUAUUUAUGAAAGAAUUGCAAAAGAAAUCUGACACACUGGAGGAGGAGAAAAAGCAGUUGGAAGAAGAAGUAGUGCACCUCAGGCAUCACCUAGAAAUGAACGCAGUGGAACACAGUCCAGUGGAGCAGUACAAACGGGAGACUGAGGAGCGAGCAAGACGGGAUGUAGUAGAAAAACUGAAAGAACUCAGUCAAGUCAUGCGGUACAAACAGGAGACUGAAAAGCAAGCAAGACAGGAUAUUGCAGAAAGAUUGGAAGAAAUCAGCCAGUUCUUACAGGCCCAAGCAGCAUCUCAAGAAGACUUGUUAAGAGAGUAUAAACGUGCUUCAGUAAGUCAAAUGGAACACAGAGUUAAAGGUCUGGAAACUGAACUGAAAAGUAAAACAUUUCAGUUUGAUUGUAAUGAAAAAGAAUUGGAAAAAUACAGGCAGCUGUACCUGGAAGAGCUAGAAAAUGGAAUGUCAUUGGCAAGCCAACUAAACUUGGCUAAUGAGAGGCUGGCAGCAGUGAGCACUGAGCUUCAGCUGGAGAAGCAGCACAAGAGUUCUCUCCUCGGCUCUGUUCCCGCACGGCCUGUUGACGGACCGCCUUCUGAUGAAAGUUCUAGUACUAGCGUAGAGACCGAAAGGAGUCUUACUCGAAGAAGGAACUUCAGGAAUUUUUCAGACCCUUCGACUAGCAUAAGCGAUCUGUUCAGGAUGCGGAAGAAGUUGGAGAAUAAUAUAGAUAGAGGAUUAAAAGAAGCUACUAUUGAACUUGAAUCUAAGUCCUACAGACUCUCUCGUAGGCUCGAUGGACGAGUCAAGUCCAAGUCCAGAUCUGGUUUCGAAAGCACGUGAAGAAUAUGUGGAAAUUCUGAAGAAAAGUAUCUGAUCUACAAGAUAAAUAGUAAACAUUUACCUGCUCUGAAAUAGUAAACAUUUACCUGCUCUGGGCUGUUUGCCUAACAUUUUAAUUAUUUCCUGCUAAGUAAGAUACUGACAAUGUUUAUUAAAGGGAAAUAUUCUUGUAUUAUAUAUGCAUGAUUAAAACUGAUGUAGUAUUUUAAA
Camelus dromedarius (Arabian camel) is the source of this 9130-nucleotide messenger RNA. RefSeq names its product ankyrin repeat domain-containing protein 26. Lineage: Eukaryota; Metazoa; Chordata; Mammalia; Artiodactyla; Camelidae. The coding region runs from base 3485 to 8920 and encodes 1811 amino acids. The transcript has 44 exons. Gene Ontology annotation, molecular function: protein binding. The record is from RefSeq and is a predicted model, not a curated record.